GCCUGUGGGAGCACAGUUUUCAUCAGACAAAGCUCCAGCAAUCUCAGAGGUACAAACACACUUGGAAAAUCAGUCUAGAUACCAUAUCCAGCAAAGUCAGCGGCACCAGGUGAAGCAGUACUUGACCCUUGACACAAAACUGUCCAGCCAGACUCUCUCCCUGUCCCACUCCCACACAGUCCAGCCCACAGGAGUGACCUCUAUUUUAAGGAACGGACACAUGCCUCCAGUCAGUGAUAUUGGCACACCAGAGAGUCCCGUGACCAAGCUUCUGGCCCUUGGAGGAGAACAUGAAAAUGCGAUGGAAGAAGUUAUUGAAGACAUAAUCAAUAUGGAAUCAAGUUUUAAUGAUGAUGGGAUAGGUUGCUCUGAAACACCUCUUCUGAUGCAAAGAACUCUAUCUAGCAGCAUUUUGGAUAUAUAUAACAGUGACCAGGGAAUGGCACCAGCUAAUAUGAGUCUCACAACUGCAUCUUGUCCAGCUAAUCUACCAGUAAAAAGGGAACUCACAGAAGCAGAUACGCGAGCAAUGGCCAAGGAGAGACAAAAAAAGGAUAACCACAAUCUCAUUGAGAGAAGAAGAAGGUAUAACAUUAAUUACCGAAUCAAGGAGCUUGGCACACUCAUCCCCAAGUCUAAUGAUCCUGAUAUGCGCUGGAACAAAGGAACUAUUUUAAAAGCAUCAGUGGAGUACAUCAAGUGGCUACAAAAAGAACAACAGAGAGCCAGAGAAUUAGAACACAGACAGAAGAAAUUAGAGCACGCUAACAGAAGACUUCUACUCCGAAUUCAGGAACUAGAGAUCCAGGCACGUGCGCAUGGCCUUCCAGUCAUGUCUUCGCUCAGUGCAGUAGAUUUAGCUGCUCAGGUCACCAAGCAACAGUCAUAUCCAGAGGAGAACUCUGUAGACUACUCUCAUCAAAUGCCUCUGGCUCAUGGACCAAAUUCUGAUGUUUGUGAUGGAUCUACAGCCUUUUCUGAUCCACUUUCCCACUUCACCGAUUUGUCCUUCAGCGCAGCUCUAAAAGAAGAGCAACGACUAGAGGAAAUUUUAUUGGAUGACACAGUAUCACCAUUUGGAGCAGACCCUCUCUUGUCCUCCACAUCCCCAGCUGCAUCAAAAGAGAGCAGCAGGAGAAGCAGCUUUAGCACAGAUGAUGGGGAAGAUUUAUAAAAGCAGAAAGGGCCUCACAUUUCCUUGAACCACUUGCUAACAGACUGAGUUGAACAUAAGCAUGGUGUGUGUGCUUGUUCCAAAUAUGAAUAUGGAAAACCACUGUGAAGAUAACAGGCAAGGCUUAAAUCAGCAUUUACUUCACAGGAAAAGGAGAUAUACAUGGAUUCAGAUCACUUUGCCCCAGAUUCACAUCAUCUGUUCACAGCUGACAUUUGCACAAAUCUUUCUUCCCUGGAAACCUUUUUACUACUGUUCCACGACUUUUUAUAGCAGUAUGAAAAUGCUUUCCACAAAAGGAAUGUCUGUGUUACACAAAUGUGUUCAGACUCUGUCUUCAAUCUGCAUUUACAUUUAUCUGUUAUAUAUGUGCUGCUUAGUAAUUUGCUAUUUUUUUUUAUAACAAUGAGAAUAUUGUGUUAAAGAUUCUACAAAACAUGAGAAACAGUAGGAGAAUAUGUAAACUGGGAACUAUAGAGUGAUACAUGUUUUAAAAUCCGAAAAAACAAAUAGUAAUUCAUUUGCACAAGUGAAGUGAGCAUGAAUUUAAAACCACAUAGACUUCCUGUAAUGAUACAGGAGAAAAAUAGAAACUAACAUAAUGACAGAAACACAAAGAAACUCAAACAGAAAAAGGUGAUGUUUCAGUAGAAAGUGUUUAGAAAGACUGUGGAUGUACAAGACUGAACAAAGAUAUUCCACAUUACCAUCAGCACAAUUUAAAACAAAUACUACUGGUAAAAGUGCUGUGUAAGCUGCUUAUUCCAAGAAUAAUCAAGCUGUAUCCUUCUUGAUGUGGAAUAGAUAAGAAUAUGGAACAGUGUGCUUCUGGACUGUGCUUCCAGAGCUUUUUGGGAGCACAUUAAGGUUUUUCUAAAGGGAGUCUGUCUUUUCCAUAGCUAUGCCUUUGCAUUGUUUGUGAAUAGAGAGAAUAGGCCAGAUUUCCAUUAUACGCAUUGAAACAAUGGUAAUUCAAUUUCAAAUUUGCCUUUGCAAUCACUAUAGAAAAGCAAGUAAGACUUCAAAUCAAAGGAAAUAUUUGGAAGACUUGAUGCGUUUUCCUGGAGUACACUAAGUGCAGUCAUUCUAAUUGUAAUAUUAACAUGUAGAAAAUAAGCUCGUACAAGUUCUUCAUUGCUCUUCCUCCACCAGCGUCAAAAGAGCAUAUUUGGGAGUUUUCUAAUAAUUCAAAAUAUAUUUCAAACGUAUGUAUUAAGUUUUGCAGUCACUGAGCUCUGCUUGAUUUCCCAGAAAAUUCGCCUGAUUAGAAACAAAGAAGAAAAUGGAAUGCUGUUUGUGUCAAUGGUAUAAAUGUAUUUGAACAUACUUUUCAAGAACUAAUCCUUUGCUUCCUCCUAUUUCCUCUUCUGUUAUUUGUACCUGAGGUCUAAUUUAUCCAGAGCCUUAGCCCAUUCCUGACCAACCCAUGGUUAUGAAACAUUAUGGUGCGCCCAAUUUCAUGAGAGUCUGUAUGCUUAUAGGAAACUCGAGGAUACCUGUUUGCCUCUGUAAACUAUUUUGAUGUAAGAUGAACAGAGCAGAAGUAACUUCUUGUCAAGUAUGUGUGGGUUCCCAAAAAGCCAGCACAAAACUGGUUCUGAUACACUUGUACUGUAUGAUUAAGAUUUUUUUUCAUUUUUCAUUUUUAUUUUUAUUUGUACAUCGAGGAAAGGAAUGGAAAAACAAAGUGAUACUAACCAAAAUUAAUUGACCUCCAAUAACUGGAGUGCUUCCUUAAAUGACACUCAACAAAACUUGCUUUGUCAUAGUUAUGCUAAAGACAAGCUAAGUAUUCAUUGAAAUUGGUGUUCAUAUAAAAAAUAUGAUGAAUUGGAAGUAGAAUUUGUGCCCACAUUGUGUCUAGCUUAGGAUGUGUAUUGUCCAUGUCAGCUAAUGAAAGGAAAGGAUACUUGAUUGACAUCAAAUGCCAUUUGUCCUUGUACUGCAGUUUCUGCUAUAUUAGUUUUAAAUACACCAGUGUGGAUUGCUCAUAAUGGAGAAAAAGAAAUUAAAAAUGAAUGUAUUACAUGAUUUUCCCAUUGAACUUUUACAUAGGACGUAGACCACAGUUCUGAACUAUAUUGACUUUAAAUAACAUCUUGAGUUUCAUGACUAUUAUAAGGACUGCUCUAAAAAAGCAUUAUAGU
Molecule: messenger RNA, 3321 nt
Organism: Lagopus leucura (white-tailed ptarmigan)
Lineage: Eukaryota; Metazoa; Chordata; Aves; Galliformes; Phasianidae
Gene: TFEC
Product: transcription factor EC
Exons: 8
Coding region: 221-1174 (317 amino acids)
Biological process (GO): regulation of transcription by RNA polymerase II
Cellular component (GO): nucleus
Molecular function (GO): DNA-binding transcription factor activity, RNA polymerase II-specific; RNA polymerase II cis-regulatory region sequence-specific DNA binding; protein dimerization activity
Source: RefSeq, a predicted model, not a curated record